UAUUUUCCUUGGCCUGCAUUGGAACCGCCAGCGCCAGGGACAAAUAUAUACGUAACCCUAAAUUGGACAUCGAGAUAGCAGUGCAGACGACCAGGCGCAUCCAGAUCAACCGCCCUUCUCUCCACAAGCUCCCUUGGUGGUGAUCCUCCUCCCUCGACCUCCUCGCUCUCUCUCUUUCUCCAUCUUAUCCACGGCAGAGACCAGUAUGCGACGGGGCUCAGCCAUGGGACUGCGGUCUCCUCUCGAACUUCUUUUCCUCCUCUUCACCCUCCUUGUACCUCUUACCUCCGCCGUACGAUUCGAUCUCAUCCCAAAUACACACUCAGGAAAGCACGAAAGAUGCAUAAGGAAUUUUGUUGCGCGUGACCAGCUUGUUGUUGUCACUGCCACCGUGAGCGGCUCGAAGGGAGAUGGCCAGGUUGUCAACAUGCACAUCAAGAGUUCUCUAGGCGACGAUUACGCCAAACCAAAAGAUAUUGCCGGCGAGAUCAGACAGAUGUUUACUGCCAGCGCCGACUCUUCCUUUGACGUUUGCUUCUCUAACGUCCUUUCCGGGAGACAUCCUGGCCCCAAUCCUUCUCGUCAGGUUGAGCUGAGCAUUGAAAUCGGUGCUGAUGCUCGUGACUGGGAUGCUAUCAAGGUCCAGGAGAAGCUCAAGCCAGUUGAGGCUGACCUUCGCCGUUUGGAGGCCAUGAUCACCGAAAUCGUUGCGGAGAUGGACUUUAUGCGCGCACGAGAGCAGAAGCUCCGAGAUACCAACGAAAGUACCAAUGAGCGAGUUAAGUGGUUUGCUUUCGGCACCAUGGGCAUGCUGAUUGGUCUUGGUGUCUGGCAGGUUGUCUACUUGAGAGCCUACUUCCGGUAA
Trichophyton rubrum CBS 118892 is the source of this 865-nucleotide messenger RNA. RefSeq names its product endoplasmic reticulum vesicle protein 25. Gene Ontology annotation, biological process: intracellular protein transport; Golgi organization; endoplasmic reticulum to Golgi vesicle-mediated transport. NCBI's taxonomy places the organism in Eukaryota, Fungi, Ascomycota, Eurotiomycetes, Onygenales, Arthrodermataceae. The record is from RefSeq and is a predicted model, not a curated record. The transcript is spliced from 3 exons. Gene Ontology annotation, cellular component: COPII-coated ER to Golgi transport vesicle; endoplasmic reticulum-Golgi intermediate compartment; Golgi apparatus. The coding region runs from base 206 to 865 and encodes 219 amino acids.